Molecule: messenger RNA, 1342 nt
Organism: Plutella xylostella (diamondback moth)
Lineage: Eukaryota; Metazoa; Arthropoda; Insecta; Lepidoptera; Plutellidae
Product: WD repeat-containing protein 55 homolog
Molecular function (GO): protein binding
Source: RefSeq, a predicted model, not a curated record
UUCCUUCCUUCACAAGUUCACAAUCUAAAGUUUUGAUAAGAUUUAGCAGAUUUUAACAAUCUGGUAUUUAAUUUAUUGGUUAAUUUCACGUGUUUUAAUAAAAAUGACUAAACAAUUUCGUGAUUUCGACAAAGAUUCGUCAGAUGACAGUGAUAGUGAUGAUUCUAUGGAAGAAGAUGUAGAACAAUCCGAGAGUGAAGAUAGUUCUGAAUCAGAUGUAGAUGUUGGUGAGGAGGAAGCACCCAAUGCUACGGGAGGGGAGGAAGCCAACAAUGAUGAAGAGGAUGAUGAUGUAGUGAAAGCUAUAAAAGCUGAAAAAAAUAAAUGCCGUGAUCAUCCACCAACAAUAGUUUCUGAAGAUUUUAUAGUAGACAUUUCAUUCCAUCCAGCUAGAAACUUGAUUGCUCUAGCAAAUAUCCUUGGAGAUGUUAUGCUAUAUGAGUAUGGGAAUGAAGAAAAUAAGCUCGUCAACACAUUUGAAUUACAUCUCAAGCCGUGCAGGGAUGUGGAAUUUGAUACUGAGGGAACAACUUUGUAUUCUACAUCUAAGGACAAAUCCAUCAUGGCAUCAGAUGUUGAAACUGGAAAACUGAAGAGAUGUUUUGAAGAUGCUCAUAAUGAACCAGUUUACUGCUUGAAGAGUCUGGAUAAUAAUAAAUUUGUGACAGGUGAUGAUGAAGGAACUGUGAAGCUUUGGGAUAUGCGAAAACCAGAUCCCAUAUUUAGUUUGAAAAUUGGAGAAGAAUGUGUUUCUGAUAUGAUCACAAAUGAAUCGCAAAAAUAUUUAGUCUGUGCUGGCGGUGAUGGUGUACUUACAUCUAUAGAUUUGAAGGGAAGUAAAAUCUACACGACAUCAGAAGACUACGACUCGGAGCUGACCUGCCUCGGGCUGUUCCGCUCCGAGACCAAGCUGCUGGCGGGCUCGUCCAAGGGCCGCCUGUACCUGUUCAACUGGAAGCAGUUCGGGCUCCACAGCGACGAGUACGUGGGGCAGAAGCACUCGAUCUCGUGCAUGGUGCCCAUCACGGAGAACAUCGUGGUGACCUCGGGCGAGGACGGCCUGCUGCGUGCCGCCCACAUGUUCCCACAGCGGCAAUUAGGAGUCGUCGGCCAGCAUCGAUUGCCCGUCGAGCGGCUCGACAUCAGCCACGACGGACAGUACAUCGCCUCGUGUUCCCACGAUAACGAUGUCAAGUUCUGGAACAUUUCCUACUUUGAAAAGAUCGAUACGCUCGUCAGCGAGAAGCAGAAUAAGAAGAGAGACAUGAGCAACAAUUUGCCGUCGAGUAAUGUUCGGAACGCGUCAGAUUUUUUCUCUGGAUUAGUUGAAUAAAUUAUUAUU